AUGUCAUUUGCUAAUAUAGACUUAGAAGCUCAAAAACAACCUUUAUUAAAAAAAUCAUCAAAAUCAAAUUAUACUUCAAUUGAUACAACAAGCAAUGAAACUAAUAAUUUAGAUAAUAUAAUAGAUAAAACCUCACAACAAUUGCAGUCUUUUAAUUCUCUAAUAUCACAAUUUGAUCAACAAAGAAAACAGCUUGGUUCCAAAAGAGACUCUAUUCAAUUAAGAACGAAUAUUGAUAAAUUAGUUGAAAAUAUAAAUGAAUUAUACAAGGCUAUACAACAUUUAAUCUCAAAUUUAUCUAAUCUAAUAAAUAAAUCAGUUGAUGAAAGAAAUCGAAAUGAAGAUGAGGAUAAGUUGAAAGUUACAAACAGACAAGUUGUUAUCAAAGAAAGAUUAGUUGGAGAAUACAAUGAUUUGGAUAAAAAAUUUAAAAAAUUAGUUAAAAUAUAUAAUGAAAAGAAGAAAAUAACGCCAAUUACCACUAGCCCUACUUACAAACUGAAAGAAGAGGAUGAAUCAGUACAAAAACAACAACAGCAAUUACAAUUACAACAAGAACAAGAACAAGAACAAAUUGAUCCAGAUUUAAUUGAACAAACAGAGUUACAAUAUCAUUUACAGCUUACAGAAGAAAGAAAUAGAGAAAUUGAACAAGUUCACGAAAGUGUAAUGGAAGUUAAUACAAUUUUUAAAGAUUUAAAUCAACUAGUUCAUCAACAAGGAGAACAAUUAAACACUAUAGAAGAUAAUAUACUACAAUUGCAUGGUAAUACUCAACAAGCAUCUCACGAAUUAACUAAAGCUAAUGAGUAUCAAAAGAAAAAGGGCAAAUGGACAUGUAUUUUAUUGGUGGCCCUAUCUAUUCUUGCAUUGAUCAUAGUGUUGAUAGUUAUUAGCUAG
Molecule: messenger RNA, 900 nt
Organism: Lodderomyces jiufengensis
Lineage: Eukaryota; Fungi; Ascomycota; Pichiomycetes; Serinales; Debaryomycetaceae
Gene: VAM3
Product: SNAP receptor
Exons: 1
Coding region: 1-900 (299 amino acids)
Biological process (GO): intracellular protein transport; Golgi to vacuole transport; vesicle fusion
Cellular component (GO): endomembrane system; SNARE complex; membrane
Molecular function (GO): SNAP receptor activity; SNARE binding
Source: RefSeq, a predicted model, not a curated record